AGCCCCGCCCCUCUCCGUAUCCAUGGCAACGUGAGGCCUAGAAGAAGCCUCGCUUUAGAAACGGAGGGGCAAAAAGAGCGCUGCGAUGGGGCAGGACUAUUACGCCGUGCUAGAUCUCACCCGCAGCGCUAAGGACGCCGACAUCAAGAAGGCUUAUCGGAAGCUUGCUUUGAAGUACCACCCUUAUAAGAAUAAGGAACCCUGGGCUCCGGAGAAAUUCAAGCAAAUUGCUGAAGCCUAUGAUGUCUUGAGUGACCCGGUAAAGAAGGGUGUCUAUGACAAAUUUGCAGAAGAAGGCCUUAAAGGAGGAAUUCCUUUGGAGUUUGGGCUUGACACCCCCUGGACAGAAGGCUAUGUAUUCCACGGAAACCCUGAGAAAGUCUUCCGAGAAUUCUUUGGAGGAGACAACCCUUUUGCUGAGUUCUACACAUCCGAAGGGGCAGAAGUGAACAUGGCCUUUGGGGGACUGCGGGGACGGGGAGUGAAGAAACAAGACCCUCCCAUUGAGCGAGAUCUCUACCUGUCCCUGGAAGACUUAUUCUAUGGAUGUACCAAAAAAAUCAAGAUUUCACGCAGGGUGAUGAAUGAAGAUGGCCAUGCAUCCACCAUUAAAGAUAAGAUCCUGACGAUCGAUGUCCAGCCAGGCUGGAAGCAAGGAACCAGGAUUACCUUUCAACAAGAGGGGGACCAGGGCCCCAACAUCAUCCCAGCCGACAUCAUCUUCAUCGUGAAGGAGAAGCUCCAUCCCCGGUUUAAACGUGAUGAAGACAAUCUGAUCUAUGUGGCGAGGAUCCCUCUGGGAAAGGCUCUGAUUGGGUGCACCAUAGAUGUGAGAACCCUGGAUGAACGCCUGCUCAACAUCCCCAUCAAUGACAUUGUCCACCCCAAGUAUUUCAAAGUUGUUCCAGGAGAAGGGAUGCCCUUGUCCAAAGACCCCACCUGCAAAGGGGACCUCUUCAUGUACUUCGAUAUCGUCUUCCCUGCCAGACUUACCCCGGCCAAAAAGGAUCUCCUGCGGGAAGCCCUCUUGACCUGAGCAGGACAAAAGAGGCACUGCCUCUGCUUCGUUUCACCAUGGAUACCAUGAAACAAGAAAUAAACCCUCUCUAUUGUAUCUGGAUCCAAUUUCCUCUCUUGCUGCUGGCCAGAGCAUGGAAGCAAGAAGCUGCAAGUCUUGUCAUUACCUAUAUCACUUUGUUCCUUCAGGAGCAUUGCAAGGCCACAAUGAAGCCACACUUCCAAAUGUGAAGUUAUUUAUUGGUGUAAAAAUUUCUCAUUAGUAUGAUAUUAUUAAAAGGUA
Molecule: messenger RNA, 1300 nt
Organism: Sceloporus undulatus (fence lizard)
Lineage: Eukaryota; Metazoa; Chordata; Lepidosauria; Squamata; Phrynosomatidae
Gene: DNAJB13
Product: DnaJ heat shock protein family (Hsp40) member B13
Exons: 8
Coding region: 86-1036 (316 amino acids)
Cellular component (GO): cytosol
Molecular function (GO): protein-folding chaperone binding
Source: RefSeq, a predicted model, not a curated record